Messenger RNA from Carica papaya (papaya), 1985 nucleotides. RefSeq names its product glucose-6-phosphate/phosphate translocator 2 (gene GPT2). Gene Ontology annotation, cellular component: membrane. Gene Ontology annotation, biological process: transmembrane transport. Lineage: Eukaryota; Viridiplantae; Streptophyta; Magnoliopsida; Brassicales; Caricaceae. Gene Ontology annotation, molecular function: transmembrane transporter activity. The record is from RefSeq and is a predicted model, not a curated record.
UCCCUUAUAAAAGCCCUUCCCUCUGAUCUUCCAUUUUCCAUACGAGACUCACUAAUUUCCUUACGUAUUCCCCUCCUCCUCUUCUCCUCACAUUGUAAUCCCUUCACCAUAUACAUUCUUCAUAGCAUAUUUCACUGUCUUCCCUCAUCGGGAUCAUCGCAAAAACCGCACGCUUUGCUUCUUUCGACAAUUUUGAGCUGUUUACCUGCCAGUUAGCGAAGUUAAAAACAAGGAAGUUUGUUUGUUUGACCUCCUAGAUUUUUUCUACAUUAUAUCUCAGCGUCUUCUUAUCUGAAAACCCAAUUUAGGUUCCUCUGCAUUUUCGUUUAACAGCGAGUAAAAAGAAAAAAAAAAUGAUCUCUUCCAUUAAACUUGCUCCUUCUUCUUCUUUCGCAUCCUCAGAUUUCCUACCCAAGACACAUUCGGGGACGAAGCUUCGAUUUUCUCCCCUACCCAUUAUCAGAAAUGGCCAGCAACAGAGCUUUAACCACUCAAUUUCUCCUCAGAAGCCUCUGUACAUCACUUUAGUUGGAAACUUCGCGUUUUCUACGAAGACCCAGAAGCGGGAGACUGAGUGUAAAGCCUACGAAGCUGACAGGUCUCGUCCUCUGGACAUUAACAUUGAUUUGCCGGACGAGCAGACGCGAUUCGAGGCGGCGCAGAAGCUCAAAAUCGGGAUUUACUUCGCUACUUGGUGGGCUUUGAAUGUGGUGUUCAACAUUUAUAACAAGAAGGUCUUGAAUGCGUUUCCUUACCCGUGGCUCACCUCGACUCUGUCUCUUGCUUGUGGUUCUCUCAUGAUGCUCGUUUCUUGGGCUACUAGAAUCGCUGAUGCUCCCAAAACUGAUUUAGAGUUCUGGAAAACGCUGCUCCCCGUUGCUGUGGCACAUACAAUCGGACAUGUAGCAGCAACUGUGAGUAUGUCAAAGGUUGCUGUUUCAUUCACCCACAUCAUCAAGAGUGGUGAGCCUGCUUUCAGUGUAUUGGUUUCAAGGUUUCUGUUGGGUGAGACAUUUCCGGUGCCGGUCUAUUUGUCACUCUUGCCAAUUAUUGGAGGCUGUGCACUUGCAGCAGUUACAGAACUCAAUUUUAACAUGACCGGAUUUAUGGGGGCUAUGAUAUCUAAUUUGGCAUUCGUCUUCCGUAACAUUUUCUCGAAGAAAGGGAUGAAGGGGAAGUCUGUUAGUGGGAUGAAUUAUUAUGCUUGUUUAUCCAUGUUGUCUCUGUUGAUCCUCACACCCUUUGCAAUUGCUGUGGAGGGUCCUCAGGUGUGGGCUGCUGGGUGGCAAAAUGCCGUCUCCCAAAUUGGACCAAAUUUUAUUUGGUGGGUGGCAGCUCAGAGCAUCUUCUACCACUUGUAUAACCAAGUCUCCUACAUGUCCCUUGAUCAAAUCUCUCCAUUGACAUUUAGCGUCGGAAACACAAUGAAGCGUAUAUCUGUUAUCGUUUCCUCCAUUCUCAUCUUCCACACUCCUGUCCAGCCCAUCAAUGCCCUUGGAGCAGCCAUUGCAAUCUUUGGCACGUUCCUUUAUUCACAAGCAAAGCAGUAAGGAAAACAAGGAUUGCGAGAAUUGAAAUGUAAUGUGUGUGAUACCGCGGCUCAAGCUCAAAACUCUUGUAAUGGCCGUCAAUGGAUGGUUCGCAGGACUUGAAUUUUGCUCCGGUGGACUCACAAUGACAAGUAGAUGAUGAUCGUGAUUACUUCUUAUCAUUCUUUUACUCGAGCAUCUAGUUUGAAUGCACGAUAUAUUACUAAAUGUGAGUAAAUAACAAAUGUUUGGGUGUGUUGAGCUGAGAAUAAUGAUGAAAUGAAAUCAAUUUCUUGAUGAUAAGUUUGUUUAGCUGUUAAUGAGAUGGGUUUCUGCAACUUUCCCAGUUCCAAAAUCAGGGACCUUGGUGCUCAUCUGAUCAUGUGAUGGUGAGCAUUUUGGGUUGGUGAUCAGUUUGUGUGGUCAUUAAAAUACAAGAAUGGAGCUUCCUUGGCA